AUGGGGAUGCAGUCUGUGGGUCCUCAGCAGUGCCAGGAGCUGGCCAGCAUCCAUGCACCACCUCCAGCAAGAUGGACAAGGUGUGUAACGUGCAAGGGAUCCCGACACAGGCUAAAGCAGCAGAAGAGAUGCCAGCUUUGCUCAGGCACAGGUCGCAAAAGGUGCAAUACCUGUUCUGGUUGGGGCAGCAAGACCUGUGUGACCUGUCAGGGAGAGAAAAAGCUGCAGCAUUUCAAGCAGCUGGUGAUAACCUGGAAGAGCAAUGUCUUUGAAUUUGUUUCUGAGCAUCAUCUGAACUUCCCAGGAGAGCUGCUCAGCAAAGUCAGUAGAGAGAGUAUAUGUAAAGAUGAAAACUUGCUGGUGUACCCCAUCAUUGACUUCCCUGGACCCGAGAUCUCCCUGGCCUAGCAGUGAGUCAUUGCAGAGCACAGAGCAGCGUUGGCCACGUCCUCCUGCAUCCUCCAGCAGCAUCAAACAAUUGAGCUAAUCUCCAUCACAGAAGUUCACUACUAGUAUUCAGGGAAGCCUUACCUCUACUAGAUCUAUGGGCUCCAGAACAAGGUGUAUGCACUGGACUACCCUGAGAGGUGCUGCUGCAGCUGUGCCAUCAUCUGAGAGUUGGUGCUGGGAGAAAACCAUGAUUCUGGCAGUGAUUACCUCGUGAAACCCCUUCAGGGAGCAGAGAUGCUCCAGGACCUUGCUCCCAGGCAUGCUUGAGUCUGCAACAGGGGACUGCCAACAGAACAGAGAAGGGGAAGAAAACCAUCAUGCCUCUCCCUUCAAACCCCUUGUAUCUCGAGCUGGGGCCAGCUCCAGGACUCCUGCUGGGUGCAUAUCAGGCCUCUGGGUAAAGAUUUCUCCCUUUGGAUAUUUUCCUUUCUUGUUGCAACGCUGUAUCAUGAAGGUGAUGGGUAUCGACAUUUUCAGUUCAGCUAUGCAGUUUAUGGCUGGUCCUUUCUUUGCC
This is a messenger RNA of Pezoporus flaviventris, 964 nucleotides long. RefSeq names its product ssu-2 homolog (gene SSUH2). The record is from RefSeq and is a predicted model, not a curated record. The transcript has 6 exons. Lineage: Eukaryota; Metazoa; Chordata; Aves; Psittaciformes; Psittacidae.